Messenger RNA from Rubroshorea leprosula, 778 nucleotides. NCBI's taxonomy places the organism in Eukaryota, Viridiplantae, Streptophyta, Magnoliopsida, Malvales, Dipterocarpaceae. The record is from the annotation of a GenBank genome assembly.
CCAUUGAAAUAAUUGGAAUGGAAUCUAAAAGAGUGCAAAUUUCAGCAAUUUCCCUUCUCUUGCUCUUCUCCAUCACCUCUGCCUUACCAGGCACGAAAAUCCGAUCCCUAAAGCCAUGCAAAAGCAUGGUUUUUUACUUUCAUGACAUAAUCUACAAUGGCAAGAAUGCAAAGAAUGCAACUUCAGCCAUCAUAGGUGCACCAGCAUGGGGCAACAGAACCAUUUUGGCAGGACAGGACCACUUCGGGGACUUGGUCGUGUUUGAUGACCCUAUUACCCUUGACAACAACCUACAUUCCACCGCGGUUGGGCGAGCUCAGGGUCUAUAUGUUUAUGAUAAGAAAGAGAUUUUCACAGCUUGGCUUGGCUUCUCCUUCGUUUUCAACUCUACGGAGCACAGGGGCAGCAUAAAUUUUGCUGGGGCUGAUCCUCUGAUGAACAAGACAAGGGACAUUUCUGUGAUUGGUGGGACUGGGGAUUUUUUUAUGGCUAGAGGUGUCGCUACAUUGAUGACUGAUGCCUUUGAAGGUGAAGUGUACUUCCGACUUCGUGUUGAUAUUAAAUUGUAUGAGUGUUGGAAGUAAGUAUCCAUGGCCAUAUAUGUAUCCCAAAAUAAUGGUUCAUUUUCUUUGUAUUAUCAAUGAAGAAGCUAUGCAACUUUGUUUUUAAUAAAUAGCUAGGAGGGGAUGCAUCAAGCAUUUGUGCAUGCACCAUUUUUUUUUUUUUUCUCUUUUUCUUUUGUCCAAAUUACCCAUCAAAAUAAAAUUAAAGAAUUCAA